AUGGCCCCGCUUACUCCCGCCGAGAGGCAAAAGCUGCUCUUGCAACAGGAAAUAGCAAAACUGUCGGGAGCAAUUUCUCGCCACUCAACAUCAUCAACAUCUUCCACUUAUCAUCCAUACCGCGGUCGGGGCGCUCCAAGAGGAUAUGUACCAUCGCGGGGGAGAGGGAGAGGGAGAGGUGGUCGAGGUGGUUCCUACGCUCUGGAUCUACGUCAAACCAACAAACAAUCGUCUUCGGCCGAACCUUCCAGACCAUCAAGCUCGGCUUCAGUGAAUCCACCAAAUACAGUGAAUGAGAAGGAAAGUGGAGAGAUAGAACCCUCACCUCCCGCUUCCGAUACACCCGUAGCAGGUCCAAGUGGAACUUCAGCUGUUUGGGUGAAAGGCAAGGGAAAGAAUGGAAAUAUGAGCUUGAUGACUGCUGAGAAGAGUGCACAAUUAAAAGCUCAACGUCGAAGUAAACCUAGGGUCCCUCCUCAAAUACAGGUCAUCAAUUCACUUGCCACCAGUUCGGGCGAUAAACGAGUCGUUAUCGACGGAGUGGUCUUUCAAUUCGAGCAGGAUGGGAAGAAGCUCACCCGAAUAGGAGAAGCACCUUCUUCGGCUACCGGCACUUUCACACCCACCAGGAAGAGUCUCAGCUUCGGUGGAGAGAAGUAUAGAAGAACCAGCAGGGGGGAUUUGAUAAUGAAGAGGAAUGGCUCAACAAGCAAGAGCAAACAGCUCUGCCGAUACUUCACCAAGACGGGUCGUUGCAACUUCGGCUUAACCUGUCCUCAUAUUCAUGACCCAAACAAGGUCACGAUUUGUUCCCGAUAUCUCAAGGGAGCUUGUACACUAGGUACCUCAUGUCCCCUCUCACACGCAACGUCAACCCAUAAUACUCCGUCCUGUGUAAGAUUCCAGGCAACUUCGAGUUGUAGCAAACCCAAUUGUCUUUACCCGCACGUCAAGGUGUCGUCCGAUGCUCCGGUAUGUCAAGAUUUCGCCAAAAUUGGUUGGUGCGAUAAAGAGCCUGGAACUUGUGAGAAUCUACAUGUCUGGGAAUGUCAAGAAUUUAGGGAAAGGGGAACUUGUGGCAAAAACGGAAAGUGUGGCUUAAGACAUGUUGUCAGAGCGGAAAUCAAUCGACCGGAAGUGCUGGCGACGUCAAGUAGUGUACCAGUUCACGGUGAAGGUGGAUUUGAAGAACAAGAUAAUUUCAUCGAGUUUGAUCAAGGUAGUCCCGGACUCGUGUCGGAUGAAGAUGGCGAGGAGGAGGAUGGGUCUGAGAGCGAAAGCGACAGCGAGGAGGAGGAGGGGAGUGACAGCGAGAGUGGAUCGGCUUCAUCAGAAGCUGACAAUGGUAAGCGUAACAACCUUUCUUCUCCCUCUGCUCAUCCUCCGUCCGAUAUGAUGGAUACGGACGAAGUGGAUGGAGACGCAGUCCUCGAUGUUGUCUUUUGA
Molecule: messenger RNA, 1446 nt
Organism: Kwoniella botswanensis
Lineage: Eukaryota; Fungi; Basidiomycota; Tremellomycetes; Tremellales; Cryptococcaceae
Exons: 6
Coding region: 1-1446 (481 amino acids)
Cellular component (GO): nucleus
Molecular function (GO): metal ion binding
Source: RefSeq, a predicted model, not a curated record